Molecule: messenger RNA, 1894 nt
Organism: Quercus robur (English oak)
Lineage: Eukaryota; Viridiplantae; Streptophyta; Magnoliopsida; Fagales; Fagaceae
Exons: 8
Coding region: 673-1710 (345 amino acids)
Cellular component (GO): membrane
Source: RefSeq, a predicted model, not a curated record
AUAAGCCUUUCCUUUGCUUGGAAUUCAGCUUCUUCUGCCACUGCUUUUUCAUUUCAUGUAUUAGUUCAUAAUAACAAAUGUCGGCUUAUCUUUAUGUGCAAAAUCCAACUAAAGUUUGGAAUCUAUGCCUUGUGCUAGAGAUUAAUGUGGGGCAAUGGGUUAUGCAUAUUUUGUUUUGAACUUUGUGCUGGACAAAAUCUUAAGCAGUGGUUUUGAUGUUGAUUCAUAUGAGAAACCCAUGAUCAAUGGGGACUUUGCAUUAACAUCUUUGAAAUUUGUCCUCAUUGCAUUAUUGGGUUUUUGUGAUUACAUAAUCUAUUUAGCUUUUCUGGAAUUGGGUAUUCAUGAAAGUGUGAGGGUUGGUUUGAGCAUUGUACUUUACUUUCCUCAAACCAUUUAUUCUUUUACUUUAUUCUUAGAAUUUUUGCACUCAGAUAGUGCAAUAGGGAUAUAUUUUCCUGAAGCUGCAAUCUCUGGAAAUACUCUGCUGCCUUCUGUGUUUCUGGAUUUCAUUUUCCAACAGUUUCACUAGCAAUCUGAUUAUUGUUUCAUUGGGACUCUUGUAGGUUCAUGUUGUUUUACUUCAUUUUGUCAAUAGUAUUGUUUUCUCAAAGAGUCCCCCUUCAUUUCAUAUAAUAGUGAGUGAACAAUUAGAGAAGGAAAAGUAAAGCCAUGAGUUUUUUAACAGGGUCCUCAAAAGAUUCUUGGCAUCCAAUCAUGACUGGUGAUACAACAACCUCAAGUUACUGGAUGAAUUGGAGGGUCUUGCUGUGUGCCAUAUGGGUUUCAAUUACGAUCACUUUCGCAUUCACUCUAAUAUGGAAACAUGAAGGUUUCCGCAAACGCCAUAGCCCAGAAACCCAGCAAGAAAGUGAAGGAGGUUUGUAUGAUGAUGAAACUUGGAAGCCAUGUUUGAAAGGAAUCCACCCAGCUUGGUUGUUGAGUUUCAGAGUUCUUGCUUUCUUGGUGCUUUUAGCACUGCUCAUUGCCACUGCUUUAACAGAUGGAGGCAGCAUAUUUUACUAUUACACUCAGUGGACUUUUACAUCAAUCACCAUUUAUUUUGGGCUUGGAUCAUUGCUCUCCAUGCGUGGCUGUUACCAAUAUCAUAAGAAAGCUGGAGGUGACAGAGUUGAUAAUGUAGAGGUGGAUACAGAGCUAGGUUCUUGUGUAUCUACUUCAGAUAGCCAAGAUUCCAAAAUGUCAAACCCAUCCAAAAUCUCAGGCCCCAAUACACAAUGUCAUGUACGUGAACCUGCAGGCUUCUGGGGUUAUGUCUUUCAAAUAAUUUUUCAGAUGAAUGCAGGUGCUGUUUUGCUCACAGAUUGUGUCUUUUGGUUUAUAAUUGUUCCAUUUCUUCUGAUCAAAGAUUACAACCUAAAUUUUCUGGUUAUAAAUAUGCACUCAAUCAAUGCUGUUUUCCUGCUUGGUGAGACGGCUUUGAAUUGCUUGAGGUUUUCUUGGUUUCGAAUUGGAUAUUUCUGCCUAUGGACAGUCGUUUAUGUGAUUUUUCAGUGGAUACUACAUGCUUGUGUCAAACUUUGGUGGCCAUAUCCCUUUCUUGACUUGUCAUCUCCGUAUGCUCCACUAUGGUACUUAUCGGUGGCACUAAUGCAUAUCCCAUGCUAUGGCAUCUUUGUUCUGAUUAUGAAGCUGAAACACUUGGUACUAUCAGCGAAGUUCCCCCAGUCCUAUCAGUGCUUGAGAUAACUUGCUCGGAAAGACAGCCUGAAGCAAAACCAGAUUUAAAUUACCUAUAGAAUUUUUAAAUUUAUUCAAUGAAGGACAACAAAAAAGAGAAAAAUACCAAAGAUAACACUUGAGAAUUUAUUCAUUCAUGUAUGAAACAAAUUCAUAACAAAAUUCUUCAAUAUAGUUAUAGUAAGUUUUGAAA